This is a messenger RNA of Stylonychia lemnae, 495 nucleotides long. NCBI's taxonomy places the organism in Eukaryota, Ciliophora, Spirotrichea, Sporadotrichida, Oxytrichidae. The record is from the annotation of a GenBank genome assembly.
AUGAUCAGAGUCGCAAGUUCUGGUUUUCCACCAGCAAAUAGGCUAAUCCAAGUCAGAUUGUUACCAAAUGCCUGGAAUCAAGGCUAUGGUAAUCAAAAUUAGGAAAACUAAAAUUAUUACCGUGGCAAUGACUAUACAGUAUAGGUUGCCAUUCUUACAGACAAAAUAAUUCUUGAUUAACCAGUCUAUGGUAAAGUUAGUGUUAAGGCUGCUGAUCCUAAAAUGCCAUUACCAAAUAUGGUUAAUAUCUACUUCGGAUUUGAUUACUCUCAGGGGGAUGAUGUCUAAUAGAUUUUCUUAAACAAGAAAGGCUCUGCUUAUUUCAAAGUAGUACCAAGAAUAGAACAACUUGGCAAUUCAACUUCAUUCUAUGUCAGUGCUUCAGCUCGUCCUUACAGAUGCUGGAGUACCUCAGUAAAAUCAAACAAACAAUAGUUCAAACUAAACUUAACCAUGGGGUAUCAAAGCAAUCUUCCAAACAGAGCAACUCAGUGA